AUGCAACAAACGUCGGUCGGGGUAGGACCUUUGCCGACGGGAUGGGGAGCAGAGCUGGGGCUGCAGGAGCAAGAUCUUCUUCCUCAGCAUCCUCGUCUGCUCACAGGCGCUCUCGACAACGGACUUCGCUAUUCGAUCCUCGAGAAUAGGAACCCAAAGAACAGAUUCUACGCCAACCUUGAAGUUCAUUCCGGCAGUUUAGACGAGGACGACGAACAGCAGGGGAUCGCGCAUUUCUUGGAGCAUGUGCUCUUCUUAGGUACAGAGAAAUACCCCAAGUCAGGAGACUUCAAAAAGGUCCUCUCUCGCCUCGGGAUGAGCCAGCUGGCUGACGCCAACGCUUACACCGACUUUCGCUCCACCGUCUACACGCUCAGCGCACCAACUCGAGGAAGCGAGAAGAGGCACGCUUAUGACAUGGAGAAACUUUCUGGUGCAAGAAGAGACACAUUGUUCCGUGCUGGGCUCGUCGAGUCUCCAGCUACAAUCAAGACACCUACGCAGCUGGAGGAGGAAGAGGGAGGGGAGGAGGAGGAGGAGAGAGGGAAGGGAGUUGAGGCUGCUGAGGACAACGUGGGGCUGGUGAUCGACCUGCUGCAUCAGAUGACGUUCAAGGCUCUGAUCCGGGAGGAGGACGUGGAGCGUGAGAGGAACGCUGUGCUCAACGAGAUGCGAGACUCGAGCGACAUCAGCGAGAGGAUCGCGAGCAAGUUCUACCAGCAGCUCUUUGCUGAGACUCUCCUUCCCCGCCGCUUCCCCAUCGGCAAGCUCGAGAUCGUCCAGCGAGUCAACGCGGACGGUCUGCGGCGCUUCUACGAGCAGCACUACUUCCCUUCCAACAUGCACCUCUUCCUCGUCGGCGACUUUGACGCCCACCGCGUCCUCCAGCACAUCUCCUCCUCCUUCUCUGCCGAGCCGCCGGGCCCUCGCGCUCCUCCCUCGCACUCCCGCAGGGACUCGCUGGCGUGGGCAACGCCUCCUGGUCCGCUCCCUCUCUGGCCGUUGCGAGGGGCUCGGGUCGAGCAUACCUUCGGCUCCCCCCCGUCGGUGCGGUAUGAGCAGAUCUCGCACUCGCAGGUGUCGUCGUUCUCGCUGACGCUGACGAUGAAGGAGGAGCUGGAGAGCAACGUACUCGUGCGACAUGUCUUCGAGGAGCUCGUGGACAGCCUCGUUGGCAUGGCGCUGGAAGGGAGGUUCGAGGAGCUGCGCACCCGGGGAGGCGCCGCGGCGGUGGAGAGCGUUGACUGGAUGUUCCUCAACUCAGCGCGUGAGGGGUGUGUGCUCAACUCGCUUGUGGUGACAAGCGAGGGGAGGAGCUGGAGGAGAGCUGCGCGGGUCUUCGCCAAGACCCUCCAGGAGCUGAUCAGCUUCGGGCUCGUGCAGUCCGAGCUGGACCGCCUGCUGCGAUCGCUGGUGAAGCAGUACAAGACGGACGUGGAACAGGAGGAGACGAUGGAGUCUGACGAAGUGAUGGAGGAGUUGAUGGAGUGCGUGGAGGCAGGGGACGCGUUCAUGUCGGCGGGGCAGAAGUUCGAGCUGGUGAGGAGGAUGGAGGAGGCAGUCACGCUGGAGCUCGUCAACCACAGGGUCCAGCAGCUCUUCUCAUUCGCUUCCCUUGCUGGCCGCAACUCAGAACUUUGCGCCUGGUUCGUGUGCGCGCCCAAGAGGGAGGGGCGAGCGCUGAAGGAGCUGAGCGAGGCGACGCUGCGGGAAGAGAUGGAGAAGGCGACGGCGCGUCUUGAGCCCUACCGGGACGCGUCGGUCGUUCCCUCGUUCCUGUGCGAGGACGAGGAGAUGGACGAGCGGAUGCGGCGGCUGCAGCCAUGCUUGGUGCCAGUGAGGUCGAUGAGGACGGAUGGGACGGAGAAGGAGGAGGGGACUGAGGUCCUGAGGGACCCGGGGACGGGGGUCAGGUUCAUGGAGCUGAGCAACGGGAUGCGAGUCACGGUGAAGGAGACGAGCUUCCAGAAGAAAGAGUUCGGCAUCGAGAUCCGAGCGACGGGAGGGAGGGCGACGGAAGUGGCGGCGGGGAUGAAGAAGGGUGCAGUGAUGCUGGCGAUCCAGGCACAGCUGAGGAGCGGGCUAGGGCAACACGACGAGGAGACAACAAGGAGGUACACGCAGCUGCACGCGAUCGGGUUCGACGGCAGCUGCUCCAUUGAGCAGUCCUCUUGCGAGAUCGCCGCCUCCUCCUCCGAGCCCAACGCCCUCCGCCGAGGCCUCGAGGUCGCCCACUUGCUGCUGCGGGACUUCGCGGGGGAGGAUCGGGCGCUGAGGAGGGCGAGGAGGGAGCUGAAGCUGCGCUGGGAGGCGAUGGAGGAGGACAUGGAGGUCCUUGUGGCUCGCACCAUGAUGCAGCUCCUCGUCGACCCUUCCGUUGAUGCCUACGACUCCCUCAGCCUCCUCGUCUCUCCUGCCGACGCCGCCGCCCUCUCCCUCCACGACCUCCGCGAGGCCUUCCUGCUCGAGUUCGACCCCAGCAACCUCGAGGUCGUGCUCACCGGCGACUUUCCUUCUGAGACUCUGCUGGACGACGUGCUGCGCUACCUCGGAACCCUCGAGACCCGAGCGCACAAGCUCCCUGCCCAGCAGGAGCUCAGCAAGUUCUCCUCCCCUCCUGGUGUCCUCCGGCCGCGAACCGCUCAAGUGCAGAUCCCCGACGACUCACAGAGGACGUUCGUGUGCCUGGGCUUCCGCUCCCUCAACAGGUGGGGCUACAGCGCUUACGAGGAGGGGGAGGAGGGGAUGGGGAGGAAGGACAGGUGGGAGGAGCACGGAGCGAUGCACGCGAGUCGUUGUUUGAAUCUGGUGGUGGACAUGCUGAACAACCGGCUCUACGAGGAGAUCCGCGAGAAGCACGGGCUCGUCUACUCCGUCAGCCUUAGCUGGGAGCCCUUCCUCCACCACCCCUACGGCCUCCUCACCGUCUCCCUCUCGCCCUUCCCCGACAGGAUGGAGGAGGCGAUCGAGCGCGUGCUGGGGGUGCUGGAGAAGUUCGUGGCCGAGGGCUUCAGCCGGGAAGAGCUGGAAGCGUCGCGGGGCCCGACGGUCAAGGAGGUGGAGGAGAAUCUGAGGACCAACGACUACUGGACGAGCCUCGUCGUUGGCAUCCAGUCGCGCGGGGCCCUACCCAAGUCCUGCCGCUCCAUCCAGCACAUCGCCGACAGGUAUCAAAGUCUGACGGAGGAGGAGGUGCUGGAGGUGGGAAGGCGAGCGCUGCGAGGGCUCAGGGAGCAGCUGGUCGUGGUCAAGGGCCUCAGCGAUCCAAGCUUCUCCUCCGUCUCCGUCUUCCUCGAAAACGAGGACGCGAAUGAAGGGCCCCGUUGA
Molecule: messenger RNA, 3327 nt
Organism: Guillardia theta CCMP2712
Lineage: Eukaryota; Cryptophyceae; Pyrenomonadales; Geminigeraceae
Exons: 6
Coding region: 1-3327 (1108 amino acids)
Molecular function (GO): metal ion binding
Source: RefSeq, a predicted model, not a curated record